This is a messenger RNA of Cyclocybe aegerita, 1497 nucleotides long. The record is from the annotation of a GenBank genome assembly. Lineage: Eukaryota; Fungi; Basidiomycota; Agaricomycetes; Agaricales; Hemipholiotaceae.
AUGCAGAAACCUUACACGCUUCGGUCUACCGUUCUAGGCAAACGGAAAACCAGACAGAACGACAACCUUGUCCUGCACCUAACCAGCCCAGAGUUAUCUUCCACACAUCUUCCAGACCAAUCCGACUCUGAGCCAUCCGGCCCACGAUCAUCGACAUCUACACGCGCACCUCUCCUUAUAAAUGGCUCCCUGGUUGCUCAUACCAAGAAGAAAUACCAGUGCACUUUCAACGGCUGCGAAAAGGCCUAUACCAAGCCUUCACGCUUGGAAGAACACGAACGUUCACAUACUGGUCAACGUCCAUUUGUUUGCGAGACAUGCAGCAAAUCCUACCUGCGCGAAACACAUCUGCACGCCCACGCGCGUUCCCAUCUCCCAGAGUCCAUGCGGCCUCUCGUGUGCGAAAGAGAGGGUUGCGAGAAGCGUUUCUGGACGUCCCAGCACCUUCAUGUACAUUAUUCCUGGCACGAUGGAGCGAAACCGUACAAAUGCAAUGAAGCAGAUUGCAGCGAAGCAUUUGCAAAACACCAUCAGUUAAGGGCCCAUAUUUGCUCAACACACGCGCCUCCUGGUACAAAGCCCUACCGGUGUGAACAUGAGGGAUGCACGAAGUCGUUUAACACCAACCAACACUUACGGUCUCACCAGAAGAUGCACGACAAUAACCGUUACACAUGUGUCCACCCGUCAUGCCUUGCAGGCCCUGACGGGACUCCCACAUUCUUUCCGACAUGGUCCUCGCUACAAUCACACAUUCGCAAAAGCCAUCCACCGGCGUGUCCGCACUCUUCAUGCAACGACCGUACAUUCGCAAAUCAAGCGAAUCUCAGGGCCCAUCUAAGAUUACAUGAACAGAAGGAGCUGGAGCUGGAGCUGCAAGGGAUCGCAGACUCGGACAACGAGAAUGAUAAGCCUCCAAAGAAGAGAAGAAGAGGCGGCGAGCACGGAAGAGACUGGAAGUGCGAGGCUCCCGGUUGUGACAAAGACUUCAAAUCCAAAAGGGCCCUUCAAACUCAUACCAAUGUUUCCCAUCUCGGUAAACGAAAUUUCGUUUGCCACCACGCAGACUGCAAACAAGCUUUCGGGUACAAGCAUCUCCUUCAAAGACACCUCGCCAACGUUCAUUCUUUCGAACAUUCCGGACCAGAUUCCUCCGAAGAGUCUUCUGAGGAAGAAUCUCAUAAAAAGGAGGAGACGCAUGGACACCGACCCGAUUUCAACAUUGACAUGAUAACAGGAAACACGUAUGCCGAACAAGCCUCAGAGAACCUGAAGCAUGCCAGGGUCUUGCAAUGCCCCUUCCCCGACUUGAAGGACUUCCCAGUAGAAAGCCCCGCAAAUGCUUCUCAAGAAGUGCGAGACACCAGGAAAACCAAGUGCGAUUAUGUCUUCAGUCGAGGAUAUGACUUGAGGCGACACCUUAACGCGUUACACGAAGUCGCUGUGUCCAAGGAGGUCAUAGAUGCUUGGGUUAGACGACACAAAUGUACACCAUAG